This is a messenger RNA of Psylliodes chrysocephalus, 2011 nucleotides long. NCBI's taxonomy places the organism in Eukaryota, Metazoa, Arthropoda, Insecta, Coleoptera, Chrysomelidae. The record is from the annotation of a GenBank genome assembly.
AGAGAGGUUAUGUUGUUUACAAUCGUCAAGAUAAUGAACUAAAGUUCAAAAAUCAAAAGGUGCGUCAAGGAAAUUCGUGCUCGAUUCAAACCAAACAGUCUUUUUUUUGGACUGUCUCGCCUGAUAACAUGUUUUAUUGAUAAUGAUAGUAAAGGUCAUACACCGUAAAUAUAAGCGAUUAUAUCCACUUGGCCACGGUGAACUAGAUUUUUUAUUUAAUCAUAGUGUUUAUAGUUGAGUUUUUUUAAUCUAAUUAAUUAAAAAAAUGACUGAACAUUCCGAACACAGUGAAGGAGGGGUACGAAGACGGACUAGAAGCGUUACUAGGGCUGAAGAAAUUCAAGCGGAAGAGCAAAAAGUUAGGAAAAAUCAACCAGAUAAACCAUGUCACAAACCGAGAGACUCUUUAUUUUCCUGGACUUCGGGAUUCGAUGAUUUCACGGGUUUCGUGAAUUGGGCAUUUUUGUUACUUUCUAUAGGAGGCGUUCGACUUCUGCUAGAAAAUUUCAUAAAAUACGGAAUAAGAAUAGAUCCGAUCCAGUGGUUCUAUAUGUUAACUGGACAGGAUGACUCCGGUUCUGAACACCCGUCUAUAGUUUUAAUAUUAUAUUCAUGUGUGCCUGUAAUUUUGUGCCUUUUAACUGAAAAGGGUUUGGCUGUGGAAAUAAUACCAAAUAAGGCUGGAAUGUUUGUACACAUAAUAAAUCUUUUAGUGCUAAUUCUACUUCCGAUGGCUGUAAUUCACGUAAAAGACGGGUUCAGUUUAAUGGGCGCGUCAACCGUAACCACCCUGUACAGCGUGCUGUUCUUGAAAUUGUGGUCCUACGUGCAAGUAAACUUGUGGUGUAGAAUCGCUAGGCAAAACAGCAAAGGCAGUUUGAGAAGGCAAUCAUUGUCUUAUAGUAAUUUGAGAAAAAGGAAAAACAGUAAAAACAGUCAAGAAGAAUCCAUGGAAGACCUAAAACUCGUCCAAUAUCCCGACAAUUUGACCCUAAGAGAUCUUUACUAUUACUUACUGGCUCCCACUCUGUGCUACGAAUUGAAUUUCCCCAAAACAGACAGGAUAAGAAAACGCUUCCUUAUGAAGAGAAUAUUUGAAGUGGUUUUAGGGGUGCAACUGAUCUUUUGCAUAAUGCAGCAGUACAUGAUACCGACCAUAAAGAAUUCUUUAAUACCGUUCAGUAACAUGGAUUACACCAAGAGUACUGAAAGGCUGUUGAAAUUGGCUAUCCCCAAUCACUUGGCUUGGCUGUGCAUGUUCUACAUCAUGUUCCACUCCUGGUUGAAUCUGCUCGGUGAAAUUUUGCAUUUUGCCGAUAGAAGUUUUUACGGCGACUGGUGGAACGCCAACAACAUUGACACUUUUUGGAGGAAUUGGAAUUUGCCCGUCCACAGAUGGGCGUUGCGUCAUCUUUAUUUCCCCAUGAUCGAAAUGGGUUACAGCAAGUCCAUAGCCAGUGUCGCUGUGUUUUUCAUUAGCGCGUUUUUCCACGAAUACAUGGUUAGCGUUCCUCUAAAGACGUACAAAAUUUGGGCUUUCGGCGGCAUGAUGGCUCAAAUUCCGUUGUCGUACUUUUCCAAAGUCGUGGAAAAAGCUUAUGGGCAGCGAUUCGGAAAUUUGGUGUUUUGGUCUUCGAUCAUUUUGGGACAACCUUUAUGUAUUAUGAUGUAUUACCACGAUUAUAUUGUCGUUAAAUAUGGAGAAUCGUUGUUGGAAGAAUAUUCGCAUGUUUAAUUUUGGAAAUCGUUUUAUAGAAUCAGAAUUUAUUAAUAAAUAAACGGAUUAUUAGAUUUGGAAUAUUUCCAAAAAUGAAAAAAAUAUUUUUUUAAUGCUAUGUUGCAUUUAAUAUGAAGAGUUAUGUAUUAGAUAUUUUAUAUAGCCAUUUUGGUAAGAUUAAAUCAAGAUAUUAAGAAGUAAAAUGCUCUCUUAUAAAGAGAUGAUAACGUAAAUAUACCAGUGAAAAUCUACUUAUAAACAAAACUAUAUUAUAUUUACAUGUUUUUUUUUUAA